GCAUGAGUCGCGCCUGGCAGGCUCUCCGCGCUCUGCGGGUGCGGCUCGUGGGGCCUGCCAAGGAGCUGGUGGGCACCGACCAGUUUGGUAACAAGUACUACCGGGUGCCCAAGCACGAGAGCCGCGCAGGGCAGAUUAUACCAGAAAGAAGAUUUGUAGAAGCAGUAAAUCGUGAAGCGUAUCAGUAUCAAAUUGGUGACUUUCCACCAGAAUGGGAAGCAUGGAUAAGAAAAAAGAGAGAAGAUCCACCCACCAUUGAGGAGAUUCUUAGGAAUGAAAAUUAUAGAGAAGAAAUGAAACAGAAAGUCAAGGAUGUGUCUGAAAAGGAUAAGCUGCUUCAGGCCAAGGAGUAUGAGCAAGGACUUAUUGCUGAACCAAGUCAUACUCAGGUUAAAGGCCACGCAUCCGCCCCUUACUAUGGAAAGAAGGAGCCCUCACAGGACCCCACAAGCACUGCAAAUACCUUCCAGCCAGGUGCCUGGAUGCCACCAGGCAGUGAUAAUAGUAAAAAUAAAUAAGCAGUUUAAUGGACAGGUACUGUUAAUGGAUAAAUAUUUUAACAGACACAGCUGUUAUAUACAAGAGUGCAAUAAAGUAGUAUUAAAGCA
Molecule: messenger RNA, 608 nt
Organism: Sturnus vulgaris (Common starling)
Lineage: Eukaryota; Metazoa; Chordata; Aves; Passeriformes; Sturnidae
Gene: NDUFAF2
Product: NADH:ubiquinone oxidoreductase complex assembly factor 2
Biological process (GO): mitochondrial respiratory chain complex I assembly
Cellular component (GO): mitochondrion; membrane; respiratory chain complex I
Source: RefSeq, a predicted model, not a curated record